AUGAUUUUUUUGAUACUAACCCUGAAAGACUUACAUGAUGAAGUAAAAAAUGAUGUAAAAGUUUUUACAGGAGAAAUAGCUGGUUUGAAUAGAAAAAAACAUAAAACAGAAGAAGAAAUAGAAGAAAUAGAAAGGAUUAAAAUGCAAAAAGAUAUGCUACUUAAAUAUAAAAACAUUCUUAAACUUUAUUUAGGUUCGCUUGAGUAUCAAAUGGGAGAAGGAAUGAUUUACUUUAACAACCCACAUCAACUCCUAGACAGACUUGAAUUACUCGGUGGCUCAAUUCUUGCUGGGAAUAAUGGUGUAAUACCUGAGUUUUCUCAAAUUGCACAUCUUCUCAACCAAAUGAAAGUAAUAUCAAAAAAACAAUUAAAUGAUCUACUAAAAAAUUAUAUAUCUAUUAAAUAA
Molecule: messenger RNA, 408 nt
Organism: Porites evermanni
Lineage: Eukaryota; Metazoa; Cnidaria; Anthozoa; Scleractinia; Poritidae
Source: the annotation of a GenBank genome assembly